This is a messenger RNA of Rattus rattus (black rat), 1117 nucleotides long. Its product is annotated as cysteine and histidine-rich protein 1-like. The transcript is spliced from 3 exons. NCBI's taxonomy places the organism in Eukaryota, Metazoa, Chordata, Mammalia, Rodentia, Muridae. The coding region runs from base 250 to 828 and encodes 192 amino acids. The record is from RefSeq and is a predicted model, not a curated record.
CGGCUCAGACCCUGGACCCUUCGCAAUCUCUGUGCUCCUGCAAACCUGUACUGAAGCCCAUGGGUUGUGACUCAUGACUUUAAUCCCAGCUCUCAGGAGGCAGAGGCAGGCAAAUCUCAGUCUCUGGAACUUGAGAUUCCUGAAGAGCUGCCCUAAGGACUCCGCGGAUCGUCAGACUCUGUGCGUACCUCUCUCCAAAUUUGAGGAUUCCUUACCUAUCUCCUCAAACUCACUACAAUUCAACGUGUCAUGGUUUCCAAACCCAGGAAUGAAUGGAGCACUGCCCUGUCCCACCUGGUGUUGGCAGGGGUGUCUCUGCAUGCAGCGGUGAGCUCUGUACAGUCCAGUCGAGGAGCAGCUGCUGGCUUCCUGCUGCAGACCUUAGCCGCCGUCAUUAUGUUGGCCCCAGAGCUGAACACACAUGAAGACUGUCUUGCUGGAGCUUGGGUUGCCACAGUCAUCGGUCUGCCUCUUCUGGCCUUUGAUUUUCACUGGGUGAAUGGGGACCGCUCUUCUGCCAACCUGCUUCUGGGAGGAGGCAUGGUGCUGGCAGUGGCUGGUGACCACCUUGGCCCUGAAGGAUGCUCUGUAGCUGGGCAGGCAGUACUGCUGGUGGUUGCAGUGACCAUCCUCAUUGUAGCUGUUUUCACAGCCAACACUUAUGGGAUGUGGGGGGGUGCCAUGCUGGGUGUGGCGGGCCUCUUGAGCCGGCUGGAAGAGGACAGGCUGCUACUGCUGCCAAAGGAGGAUGUCUGUCGUUGGGCCCUGGCUGCAGGUAGUUGGGCCUAUUGCCGGGCCUUGCACACACAGCGCCUGCAGUGGGAGUGACUGUGACACUGACAGCAACUCAGGGCUUCUGUGCCAGGUACUACUACUACCCCUCCUACCAGCCCACAUGUAGAGGCCCUCUCUCCUUGGGAUAAGCUAUCCUUCCUCUUAAAGCGAGCCUUUCUAGUUUCACUAAUGGGGCAAAACAUUCCUUCUCUGGUCAUGCAUGUGUGGAAGCUUACUUAAAUUAGAAGGCAAAGAACAGGUCUUUAGGACACUUGGGGCCUGAUUCUGGGGGGAACAUGGUUGUGAGUCAGAGGCCCGAUUUCCAAUAAACGUUAGGAAUAUA